AUGGUUCUGACAAGCCAGGUCCCGUCGAACACCGAGCUCGACAUUGUGCUUACCGCGGUGUUCGCGGUCUUUCUGUACGAAUUCGUGGGGUUGGUUCUCACGGACAGCACCUACCCGCUGGGAUUUUUCUUCUGGAUGGACCUCAUCGGCACUCUCUCGAUGCUGUUCGACAUCUCCUACAUGCUGGGGUCCGACGCCACGGUUCCGGAGAAGGUGCGCGACAGCAGCGCCAGCGACAAUGUCAUUCUCGUCCGCGCAGCGCGCGCGGCGAAGCUGGGCGCCCGCGCGGGGCGCCUGAGCCGGGUGCUAAAGAUCCUCCGGUUCAUGCCGUUCUUGUACGUCCGGCAGACCGACCAGAGGAAGGUGAAGAUGGCGACCGUGAUUACCAACCAGUUGAACACCGUGCUGGCACAGCGCGUCGCCUUUCUGACCAUUAGCAUCGUGGUGAUGAUGCCUGUCUUCAACUUGUUCGCUUACCCCGAGAGGGACUACUCAUUCACCACGUGGGCCGAAUUGCUCGCGAAGAACGUGAAGGAAGGGCCGAGCGAAAUUUAGCGGCCUGUUGAUUCGGUUGUCCCCUUCACUUGGCAGGUGCCUGACCGAGGAUGCUGCCCAGGGCAGGGGAGGCUGGAGGCCUCCAGUGGGACCCGUUGGGUCGUUUGGUGGUGUGCUUGCGGGCCACCGCGAAAGGACAUCUGUCCGAGAGGGCUGGCUUGGGGUCGAAACGAAUGCGGGCAUUGAUCGCUCUCUUUCUUGUGUUUUAAGCUGUUCCGCUGUCGCCGUCGCAUCGACAUUUGCAAUAUGUCGCCUGCGAAACGGCAGUCCCUUUCAGCACCGGGCAGCGAUUGUUCUUGGACAAUCAUCUCCAUCGGCACUGUCCUUGUGUUUGGCGUGCCGAGAUCCGUCCCUUUCUCCCCUCGCCUUCCUCGCAGAAGGCUCUUAAGCAGGAAGGGGGGCCGCCUUGGGUCCUGUUGCCUCCGCAUCGGCUGCGGCUAUAGACCCGCUUCGUUGAGGCCUGACCCUUACUUUCUUGAAUGCCGAUCGGCCCUUCCCUCAUCCUCCGCCCUUCUGCCUCAUCCUCCCUGUUCCUCUCCCCCCUCCUUCCUCCAUCU
Messenger RNA from Prorocentrum cordatum, 1112 nucleotides. The record is from the annotation of a GenBank genome assembly. NCBI's taxonomy places the organism in Eukaryota, Dinophyceae, Prorocentrales, Prorocentraceae.